GAAAACUUACCUAGUUGCCUGUUGUACUAUUCACCACCAGUAAUUCUUCAGAAAUAGAUAUACAAACGAUAAUUGAAUUCGACCUAUACAGUACGAUAGGCCACUUAAAUAUCUAUCACCUCGAUUGCAGAUACUUUGCAAAGAAUUUAACAAGUCUACCGUCCACGUACCCCACCAGUUCAUACCCAACAUGGAUGAAUUCGCGCAAUCAAGAGGAGAUGAUGAUCUUUUCGCCGACGAGUUCGAACCUGCAUCUGAGCCUACAGUCAUAGAAGAAGCACCAAUUCAAUCUGUUUCCAAACUUUCGCCAACCGCAGAAGCAUAUGUACAGAGCAAUGGCGCGCAAUCAUUACCUACUGGACCUUCAAAUAACAACCAUCAUAACAACAACAAAACACAAAGGGAGCGGGGCGCGGAUAGAAGACGAGGCGGAAGAGGUCGAGGUGGUGCGCCAAAUAAUGGUUUGAAAUCAUCGAGGUAUGCGACUCAAGAACCAGAAUCUGUCGCCAUUCAACCUCAAUCUGUCGAACCCACAACAGAACAACUCCCGGUUGCUGCGCCUUCGAUCUCCCCUCCUCUACAAUCUCCUACUGAAGCGCAACCACAAACUCAACAAAAGCCCAUACCUUCCGUUCGUGGCGACCGUUCUUUAACCGGUGGUCCGUCGCACAAGAAGUUGACCGAGGAAGAAUUGACAGCGAAGCUCGAGCGAAUGAAGAUAAUAAAUGCAGAAAAGGCAGAAUCCUUUCGAAAGAGUGAGAAGGAUAGAGAAGGUUAUGCUGCAAAGGAAAAAGAAGAGAAGCGUAAGAGAAAAGAGGAGAUUGAGAGGGGUAAAGUAAUGGAAGGCGAACGGAUGAGGAAUAGAGAGAGAAAGUUGAAGGCCAUGGGUGGUCGGGAAUGGGAUGAGGGCAAGGAUGAAAAAGAUUUCGAGGAUAAUAAGGGAAGGAGUUCACAAUAUGUUAGGGGUGGUCAUGGUGGAGUUAUUGGAGGGAGAGGUGGUUUAGCUAGUAGCAGGUUUAAUGAUACCCCAGAAGAUGAUAUGUCUUCGUACAUUUAUGAUGAGAACAGAGGUCGGGGCGGACGUGGAAGAGGAAGAGGAAGGGGUAAUGGUAGAGGUGGAAGGGGAGGUUCAACACAGCAAAUUCAAACUGUACCCGCACCAGAGGAUUUCCCCUCAUUACCGACUACCUCAGCCUCCAAAAAUACGACAUCGGGCAUCAAUUCUCCAUUGGUCGGAGCUGGCGACUGGGCUGAUGAGAUGGCUACCCCCAUUGAACAAGAGAAGAAACUCGAAGUUUGAUACCAGCGUAAUUUUGGUUGCGGAACGGCAUAUUGUGGUUAAGGGCGGUUAAAUUUGGAUCGGGAAGAAAAUCAAAGUCAGGCGUUACACAUUCGCUCGUCUUGGGAAAGACGUUGAGCCGCGAAUUUUGGUCUACUAUUUUGGAUACCAUAACAGCAAGCGCAAUGAAUUUUUACCAAUUUCGAAACGAAACUACAGAUUUAAUUGAUAUGAUGCUUGGCUGAUGAAUAAACCGGUCAUCACUUCGAAUGAAGUAAUUUAAACAUGACA
Molecule: messenger RNA, 1570 nt
Organism: Botrytis cinerea B05.10
Lineage: Eukaryota; Fungi; Ascomycota; Leotiomycetes; Helotiales; Sclerotiniaceae
Exons: 1
Coding region: 191-1300 (369 amino acids)
Source: RefSeq, a predicted model, not a curated record